AUGGAUCAGGAUCACACCACCUCAUAUUAUUCUCUUCUUCCCGAAGUCGGCAGCUUCUCGUACAGCUGGCCGACCAGCAAACCAACGCCCCGGCCCGAGGAGCGCAUCGUCCAAGGCGACAUCACAGCCUCCUCCAUCGCGGUCGACCCUGCGUCGGCGUCGCAAUGCAGUUUUGACUUCCGGCUAUCGGUGUCCGGGCAGACCGAGGCGAUGGCUGUCGCCGACCAGAUGUUCCUCGACGGCCUGCUCCUUCCCCUGCAUCUCGCGAGCCAGCAUGGCCAGGAUGACGGCCAUAAGCAGCCGUUGCUCACGCGGUCGCUCUCGCUGGACUCGUCUCAGAGGAUGAUAGCCUCUGCAGCCACGAGCAGGCAGCACCCGCCGACCCGGCAGUCCGUGUCGCAGAACUCUUCGCCUUUCAAUCUCCGCGGUGGCCAUGGCACGGUGACCACCGCGAGCGCAAGGGGCGCCGUGUUCAGGAUGAGCAAACUCGGGCUGCCGUCUUUUGGGAGAUGGAGGAAGCAGCACAGGUGGAUUUCGUUUAGGUUCUUACUGCCCUUUUAUCGGAAGAAGGUGAGAUGCAUCUGGAGGAGGAAGGCAACGGAGGAGAAGGAGAAGGAGAAGGAUGCUCCUCAGCAUACCGGCAGCACCAAGGCUAAGCUGUGUGAUUUAGGCCAAGAAAGUGCUAUCAGGGACGCUAUUCUCCAUUGCAAGAGAUCCUUGUAG
This is a messenger RNA of Miscanthus lutarioriparius, 723 nucleotides long. Lineage: Eukaryota; Viridiplantae; Streptophyta; Magnoliopsida; Poales; Poaceae. The record is from the annotation of a GenBank genome assembly.